Messenger RNA from Dermacentor silvarum, 2942 nucleotides. Its product is annotated as FGGY carbohydrate kinase domain-containing protein-like. The transcript has 2 exons. Gene Ontology annotation, biological process: carbohydrate metabolic process. NCBI's taxonomy places the organism in Eukaryota, Metazoa, Arthropoda, Arachnida, Ixodida, Ixodidae. The coding region runs from base 272 to 673 and encodes 133 amino acids. Gene Ontology annotation, molecular function: kinase activity. The record is from RefSeq and is a predicted model, not a curated record.
UAAUUGAAUUGAAUUGAAUUCUGGGGACUUACGUGGCCAAGUCACGUUUUCAUUAUAAGGCACGCGGUAGUGGGGGACUCCUUAUUCAUUUUGACCACCAGGGGAUCUUUACCGCACCUCGAAUGCGCUGUACACGAGCGUUUUUUGCAUUUCACCCCUAUCGUAAUGCGGCCGCCGCGUCCGGGAUUUGAUCCCGCAGCCUGUAAUUCGCGUUCGUUAUCUUUUAAAGGGCACUGUGUCCGAAUACAGCGUCAGUUUCUUUCACUGCGUAAUGUGGUUUGUUCGCAGUACGGGACACGCCACAUCAUGGACUGCACUGGCUGACACGGGUCACUCGGUGUCUAGCCUGCUCAUGUGCGGGGGCUUGGCCAAGAACCCACUCUACGUUGAGCUGCACGCAGACGCAACGGGAUUGCCGGUGUUACUACCCUCCGAGACAGAGUCGGUGCUGUUAGGUGGCGCCAUCCUGGCGGCUAGCGCAAGUGGUCGCUACUCUAGCGUCACGGAGGCUAUGCUUCGGAUGGGUGGCUCGGGCAAAGUGUUGGCGCCGCGUUCCAGCGAGCGGCGGUUCCACGACGCCAAGUACGCCGCUUUCCGUGCGCUCCUCGACUGCCAGCUACGUCUGAGGGAGAUCAUGUCGCCCGGCGGGAGACCACCGUCCUCGUGUUCUUGACCUUAGUUCAUUUCUACGACCUCAACACAGCCCUCUAACUCGACAUCAAGAGGAAGAAUACCAAUGCGCGGUGUCGACGGAGGCCUACUUGUCGCUCAGUAGCGAAGUCAAGCAAAGAGACCUUUUUUCUUACUCGCGCGGGCGGCAGAUAUCUUCGUGAUGAGCUUAUUCCAGCGUUAUUCUACAUUCCCAGUUGUAAGUGGUAAAAAAAAACUAAAAAUAGCGCAAGCAGUCUGAAUGUGAAUGCUUUAUUAUCUGGCAUGCGCACUCCCUGCUGCUUCUUUUCUAAUAUUAUUUACUGUCUAACGUACUAUAUCUGAGUCUGAUAAGCAAUGCUAUUUAGGCGUUACGCUCCUGAACGUGUUCGUGCUUACUACGUCACAGCCUUUUGUUCUAAAGCAACGCGUCAGUGGGUCGAUGCCUAAGUCACUCUAAUAAUUUUGUAGUUUCAUGUUAUCUGCGCAGAUUGCGUCACCGCUAUAACGAGCUAAAGUUGUUACAAAAAAGCGUAUGUGUACAUGUGCUGUAGCCACUACUGACUACGCCACACAUACUACACAUGCCUAGCCUUGCUUCUAUCUCCAACACACUACGAGGAUUUUCAUUGUCGUUAAUUUCACAUACGUCUUUUCUACCCAGUUUUUAUAAUAUUCUUCCGUCUCGUCACAUUGCUUGCUAUCUGCUACAUGAGGCCACAACAACUUCCUGUUUGCGAAAACAAGUAAAAAUAUGUUCCGGGAUGCGAUUCUAAUUGGAUUGUCAUUGGUGCCUGCUUGCAGCGAUUGCACGCUGAUUCUUGGCGUGGCAAGCUGUUUGCUGCUCAGCUGGACAAUCGUGAGGGCCAACCACGAAUGGCGUAGUAACGCUUUCUCAUAUAGGUUUCAGGGAAAACCGGUUCUAUUGUUUCUUGAGUGCUGGCGUUGCUUAACAUUCAUUGCGGUAAAGUGAUGCUCCUUGAGGAGACGAUAAUGUUGGCGUUCAUAAAACAAGCGCCUCAAUAAUACCUUUUCUCGUAUUUUUUGGCAGUACAAAUAAUUUUUCCUGUAAGAACAGACGGUGUGGUGGGGUGAUGUCGGUGACAAACCAGUUUAGAUAUGUAUGGGCGUAAAAAUUACUCUUAGAGGGCGAGAUUUGUAACAGGAAAACAGCGUUUUAUGCAAGUAGUGGUGUCUUUUGCAAGAUGAAGAUUGGAAUGUGAAGUAAGCUUUUCAGCGCAGUCAAAAGAUCCAUGCACUAACCUACUUGGACUAUGUAAAUUGACAAAUAGCUUGACGAUUUUUUAUCACGAACGCUGCCUUCAAAUGUCCACUGUGUAUUUGCAACAUGAACAAUUUACGAUACUGUUUGAUUUUACGUGAUGGUGCGCCAACCAAUGCCCAUAAAACUAGCGCUCGGAAAUUUCAACGACCGUCGCAUUGGUUACCAGUCUCUGCGGCUAAGUCGUUCCGGUGAUGCCUCCAUGAACGGAAGUUAGGCAACAUUGCAAAUAAUGAUGACCAUUUUGAUGUACCCGUUCAAGGAGAGUACCUCUGAAGUAAGCAAAUUUAUAUCUGACAAAAUAGAGCAUACCUUUCCAAUUGGUCUACUGGUGUCAUUAAUUCCAUGAGUUGAUUAUGUUGAAAUAUGACAUAAGCAAAGGCACCCAAGUGUCCAUUGACGAUUGGCCGACGUGCUUGAUGCAGCCUUUUGCUUAUGGCUGCAAUAAAGCUAAUUUCAGGGAAGAGCUCUUCUGUCGCAUUUCUUGGCACACUGCACAUAAUAAAAACGUUCUGCGCAUACCUGUUUUCUACAAGCUACUUCAUCUAUGCACAAAAACAUUGAGCGUGACCUGAACGAAAAGUGUUCAUUACUUUGCAAACUCUGUGCUAUUCGUUGUUACUCACACAGCUCUGUUGAAGAAACGAACCGAACCACAAGCCGGUACACGAAAAAUAGUUCAUGCACUAUUGCGAUGUUAUCGUUUGUUAGUUUGACGAAAUAUUAUAAAUAUAAUUAUUUCUGUAUAGGUAUACAGUGCCAUAUGGCAACAAACAUGUUGUACAUCUGGGAAAUGCUGCGGGUGCUGCCGCAACAUAUCUAGACAGUUCGUGUGAAAAGGCGUUUUCAUGAACUUUGAUUUCACGAAAUGUUUACCGUCAGGAGCCGAAGCUACUCAGAAGCACACGAAGUAUGGGCGAACGACCCUGUAUAAACUGCGUGGUGAUAUUCAUCUACUGUUGACGAUAACCAACGGACCAAUAAUCUGAUCAGAAUAAACAGAACUAUAUUG